AACAGUGGGAUGCAUGGAAAAAUUAAUUAGCGAAGCAGUGUGUAUAAUAUAAUUAAAAUGAUAUAUUUAAAAUUGAAAUUAAGAAUUCUUAAUUGAAAAUCUCAUAUAUUUCGAAUGAAAAAUAUAAAAUUUUAGUAUUCGAUUUACUAUCAUAAAAUGAUAACGCGGUUCAUCUAAGUUUAGAUAAAAUGUAAAUUUACUAAUACCUUCAUUAAUCAUAAAAUGAAACAUUAGAUAAGUCCUGCAUAAAAAGGUACAGAAUUUAGACUAUCUUGUAGAACAGUAUAGAUAAGUUAAUAUUACGUGCGUGUGUACAGUAUGAAGAAACAAAUUAUAAAGCAAAGAAACGGCAAUCUUAUUGUGCAACAAGUACAAUUCGCCUUGAUUAUACAAGUACAAAUUAAGAAUUGCUCCUUAGUCUGUGUAAUAUAAAUAAUUCAUCUAAACAUUAUAUCACAAUAUUGCUUCCUAUGGCUGUGAUUACUGAGUCAUUUGAUGUUGACUUUAAGAGGGAGUAAUAUCAUAUGAAAACUCAUACUUCACGCCAUAUUUAUUUAUUAUUGUUCAUCGCUACCGAUAUAAUAUUAUUUGACACCUUAAAACAUGUCAUUAAUUGUUGUAUACAUAAAAAUAUAUGUAUAAUCUUUUUAUAAAUGUCUUUUGAUAAAUUUUUUUUUCAAACGAAGAAAAAUAUAUAUUUAAAUUAUUUUUAUGGUGCGAAGAUAUGAUUUUUUAACAAAAAAAAUAAAAUUUAUAAUAAAAUUUGGCAUAUAAAUUAAUCUAUGCAUGUAAAUAUACAUGUAUAUGUUAUGUGUAUAAUGUAAAAUGCCAAUACACCGAAUAAAUAAAUGGUAUUUAGUUCGGUGUUUAAUAAAUAUGCAUUUCGCAAUAAUCUUUAAAAUUUAAUAAUCGCGCAAAAUUUAAUUCUUUUUAAUUGUUUAAAUAAAUACUCACUUUAUAUAGUAUAAAAAGUAAUAUUAGCGUCUAAUUUUUAUUAAUAUUUACGAAAUUAAAUUUUAUGUAUAUUUGCAGAGAUCAUGAUGACCAAUUGAUUUUUAUGGACUAUUUACCUGAAAAAUUAAUAGAGUUACAUUUUAAUUAAUAUUUGCUUAUUAAAUUUUUUUUUGUCAACUUAUAUAUAAAAUAAUGCUCCCACUGAUAUAUUAUUGCAUAAGUUGAUAAUGUUAGCGCACGAAAAAAUAAAUGAACGAUAUACAAUAAAACGUAUUAUAUGUAAUAAUAAUGUAAAUAAAAUGAUUCUGUAAUGUAAAUAAAAUAUAAAAAGAGUCAUGAAAAUAUUAUUUUUGUCUAUUGAAUUAAUAAAAGAAACAUUAGAAAAUCGCGAUAACAUGUACUCUCAUUUCAGAGUUAUGCUAUGUUGAAAAUUAUUUAUAAAUGUAAUUUUUUUUUAAAUCAGUGGGCUUAUAUUCAAAUUUUGAUUACAAUUUUAUAUAAACUAUUGAAUACAUAAUAAAAUUAAAUCAUGACGACUAAAGGAGUCUGUGAUACACGUUGUCAGGCAUUUCAUACUGAAAUGAUAAAAAAAGAGGAAAACACACGUAUUAACUGGUUUUUGAAAAAUCAACAGAAAUUAUUGGAUCGUUUAGAAAAAGCAACAAAAGUUGAAUUGCCGCCGAAGUAUGAACCAGAGAAAAAACCAAGCAUAGGCAUUAUACAUUUAAAACCCCUACCAAAUUGGAGACCUCUCGAACCUGAUGGUUCUAUCAAUAUGAAUAUAAUGAAACCCAUUGAUCCACAAACGAGAGCCAUGUUAUUUGAAGACGCUCCAAGUUUUAUUACCAAUGAAAAUUAUACUUAUAAAAGAUUAAAAGAUCUUCCAGAAAAUCGUUAUUACUAUCCGGAGUGUACAAAUUGGAUAUAUGGAUGGCGUCUAUCAGAUUAUCCAUCAAUUCCACGAAGUAAAUUUUCACAUACAUUUGUUAUGAUGCGUGAAUUUUAUCAUCCAAAAAUAUCAAGUCUUCAUAAAGAUCCAGAAUGGUAUCGUCCUUCAAGAAGAUUAACAUUUGUAUGCGACGAUUAAUGAAUUAAUCAUUUUAUUAAAUAAAAUUUCAAACAGGUAUAUUUCUAUUCCA
Molecule: messenger RNA, 2093 nt
Organism: Apis florea (little honeybee)
Lineage: Eukaryota; Metazoa; Arthropoda; Insecta; Hymenoptera; Apidae
Product: protein SPMIP1
Source: RefSeq, a predicted model, not a curated record